Molecule: messenger RNA, 331 nt
Organism: Racocetra persica
Lineage: Eukaryota; Fungi; Glomeromycota; Glomeromycetes; Diversisporales; Gigasporaceae
Source: the annotation of a GenBank genome assembly
AUGGUUGGCAUAAACACUCGUGGAACUGAUUGUACGGAUGCUGAAUGGAUUGAAUAUUGUAAUAUGCCACAAAUUCGUGAUAAUGAAACACCAUUAGUAUAUAAUGGACAAAGAAAGAAGAAUAUAGGAAAUUAUAACCAUAUAGGAAUGGAAAGACAUUGGAAAUUUUCAUGUACCGGUAAUAAAUACUGUGGUGUAAAUUAUGAAGAAUAUUUGAAAAUUAAACAAGAAUCUAAUUCCAGAUAUGAUUAUGACAGUAAGUAUGCAUUACAUCGAUAUGGAUUGUGGAUGCAGAAUGCUAUUAAAAAGGCCGAACAUGCCAGAGAAAUUG